Molecule: messenger RNA, 3172 nt
Organism: Tetranychus urticae (two-spotted spider mite)
Lineage: Eukaryota; Metazoa; Arthropoda; Arachnida; Trombidiformes; Tetranychidae
Gene: Vang
Product: Strabismus domain-containing protein Vang
Biological process (GO): multicellular organism development
Cellular component (GO): membrane
Source: RefSeq, a predicted model, not a curated record
UGGUUUAGUUGUUAAUCAUUGCAAUAAGAGUAAACUAUGCUUCUUUACCUUUUUUUUUGUUUAUCUCUUGCUCUUUCUCUGUCAUUUUUAUCAAAUAGUAGAGGCGCUAAAAGGUAAUUCAAAGGUAUUUGUUAAUUGAUUAGAUUAAAAAAUUAGAUUAAAAUUAAAUUGAAGAGUGACUGAUUAAACGCCUCUAGCUUGGGACCGCCAACCUCGUUUACCAUUGAAUGGAGAGUUGUCUUGCUACUCUUUUAUUUUUACUCUAUUUUCCUUGUUUUUUAAAGUUCAACUCUACUGAGUUUAUCUACAUUUUCUGAACUUUUUCUCAGUCUUUUUCUUCAUUUGGUGAUUAAUCUUGUGACUUGUUAUAACAACAUUUGGACAAUAUUAUUUAUUUUGGUUUAACCAACUUUGGCUACACUUUUCAACUCUUAUGUGAUAUCGUCUGUUUGCCUUUGUGAUUUUACUUCUGUUUUUUUGGGUUACACUUUUCUGGUUCUUGGUUGUUGGUUUAAUCAUUAAUGAUUGCUGAUGUUUCAUCUUUUGUUUUUGAUUUACAACAUCAUGUCAACAUGACAAUUUAUGUGUGUGAAUCUAUACCAUGAGUUGUUACAAUUAUCCAACUGGACCAUCAUCUACAGUUACAUCUGGUGCAACAACAACUACACCGCAAAGGAUUAAUUACAACAAUGCUAGUAAUGUGAAUGGUGGUGGUGGCAGUGGUGUCAAUUUGACCAACACUUUAACCGGUAAUGCCAAUUCGGUUUACAAUAGUUUUGAUGUUAAUAAUAUAUCCUCAUCUAAUCAACUUGGUUUAACCAAUCCGGUUAGAAGUUCUUCUCGUCAUUCUCACCGGUCAACCCGAACUGAUCGUUCAUAUCAUGUUCCAACCAUGUCUAGUGGUUCAGGACUUAUUGUUAGCCAGAGUAUCAAUGGUGGCAUUGCCAAUGGUUUAAUAUCUUCAGGUUCACCUUAUGAUGGUUUAAUUCAAAAUACAGAUGAUAGGCUUUCAAUUAAAUUAAAUUCAACUUUAACCCGAUCAGGUUUUGGUGGAACACCGAGUGGAAGUGGUUUAAAUUUAACUGGAUCCAAUCAAUUUCAACAACAACAACCACAACACCCUGCUCACCGUGUAAACUCAUCAAAUCAUCUUUCUCACAGCCAACCUCAUCACAAUAAUCAUUCGUCAUCACAUCAUCCAGUCUCACUUGCCGGUCAACAAUCUUCCUCUUCCCGUCAUCGUCAUCAUUACCUUUCCCAUCACAAUCAAAACCAUCAUCAUACCGAUGAAUCAAUUGAAGUGUCCAUAAUGCCUGGUGAUGAUCCCUGGGCUGAUAAUACAACAGCCAUAACCGGUAACACCUCGGACCGUUCAGUGUCCAUAGAUGUUGAUCUCAAUAAACUUGGUAAACCAGGUUACAAUUUAUCUGUAACAAAUUCAUUUCGCAAUUCUAGUGUUCAUCAUAACCUCAACAAUGGUGACUCUUCAAACAAUUUAUGGAACUCUUCCGAUUGGUCGACAAAAUGCUCAAUCUGGUGUGGACCAUUUACCCUUGGACUAUUAUCUUUAUGUGCCUUUAUAUCGCCCCUUGUGAUGGUAAUUUUACCUCAAAUAGAAACCUUGGAGUGGAAGGUUAAGGAAUGUGGACCCGAAUGUGAUGGCACCCUAAUCAGUUGUCUAUUUAAAUUGGCUCUUCUCUCAAUUUUAUCCUACAUUACCUUCUUCUCCUCGCCCCGAUCAUCCUUACCACGGAUAGAUGUUUACCGUGCCCUACUCAUGACUCUACUCACCUUUCUCAUGGUAGCUUAUUGGGUGUUUUAUAUUGAAAAAAUUUGGGAUCGUCGUUUCUCCGACUAUGAACUAACCUAUCAAUCUAUCGUACAAUUUUCAGUUUCCAUUGUAGAUGUACUCUUGUGGAUACACUUUGCCGCUGUUGUAAUGCUCAAAAUAAAACCAAAUGAAUCUGUGUUUAUAGUUAAAGUUACCCGAUCACCAGAUGGUGAAGCAAGAUCAUACACUUUGGGUGAACUAUCAAUUCAACGAGCUGCCGUUGUUGUCCUAGAAAAGUAUUACACUGACUUUACCAUUUACAAUCCCUACCUUGAACUGGCUCCACGUCGGGUUCGAGGUAAAUCUCUUCGUGGCAUCAACAGUCUAGGGCCAAGGUCUACGUUGAAAUUUUAUGACAUUGAUGGCAUCAGUUCCAAUGCCAAUGGUAUGAUUGGCAAUGGAGGAAUCACUGGUGAACAUCAGGUUAAUGGCAAUGAAUCUGUUGUCGGUGCUCCAAUUGGACCUGGUGGCAAUACAAUUGGAUUACCAGGAAGUUUAAUUUUAGGAACUCAUCAAAAAUCGUCCACUCUUCAAUCAGCCAAUGGAAAUGGUAAUGAGCCUGAAAGAUUUGAUGAGAUUAAUAAUUUGGAGGAAAGAGGUUCUCGUGUUGGUGGACGAUCUGUUCGUAAUGUUCGCGACAACUCUUCUAGUCAUCAUCACCAUCACCAUCAUCAUUCUCACAAUGAAAGAUUUUAUGAAGAGCACGAGUAUGAACGUCGAGUUCGUAAGCGUAAAGCUCGUCUUUUAUCAGCAACAGAAGAUGCCUUUACUCACAUUAAACGGAUACGUGCCGAUGAACCAUGUCCAGUUUCAUCUCCAAUUGAUCCCAAAGAAGCAUCUCAAGCAAUAUUUCCUGCCAUGGCCCGAUCUCUUCAAAAGUUUUUACGAGUGACGAGGCAACAGCCACGACAUACGGUCGAAUCCAUUGUUGACCAUUUGGCCACCUGUUUAACUUACGAUCUUUCACCGAAAGCUUUUCUUGAAACCUUUUUCAACCCUCGUCCAGUCAUAUCAUGUUCAACUGAAUGUAAACCCAUUCAAACCUGGGGCUUGGUUUCAGACGUUUUACUCACUCGAACCAUCGAGUCGGGCACAAUUUUCAUGCUUAGACAAAACGAUGUUUCCCUUUUGGUUACCGUAACAUCGAUUCCUCAUUUAAACAUUACCGAAGAAAUUAUCGAUCCAAAAUGUAAUAAAUUUGUAUUCAAAAUGAACUCUGAAACUUCAGUUUAAGCUGAAACAUGUUUCACCAUUUAAAUAAUCUUUAAAUCUUGCUGAAUAUUUACCGGCAUCAAAAUCAUUAUUUAAUGAAAAUAUUAAAAAACACAUUUACAAAACCUU